GUCGCCAUCUCGCCAUCUCGCAGAAUUGCACUGCGAACCCUCUUUUGGCGACAUAUUUGCGUACCAUGCUUUGGACCGACACCCAUAUCCACUAUCGACUACCGAAGCGAUUACGGAAGAACGACCAGGCCAGUGAUUAGACAGCAAGGACGUUCAACGUUACAUAAGACCCUCAGUACCAUGACUUGCGUAGAGGUCUCCUCGCUUGCCCGAUUGAAAUACUGUCUACUCUGCCUUUGGGAGACUACAUAGGCAGGGCGUCUAUACGUCUGGCCAGCGUUUACUCUUCUCUUGACCUCUUUGUACUAGCAGAGAUGCCUGUGUACACCGCGCUGGCUCCUCCCCCUCUGCCUCAAGAUACGAUCCAGCCAUAUGCAUCACUGCCUCCGAAUCAAGAGGAGAUGUACGAGACGGUGUUAGAGCACUUCUCCAAAGAGGACUACACGCUACUAGGGUCUGAGGAAGGGAAGGGAGGGUUGAUGGAGGAGGAGAAGUUUUGGCUGUCUAGAGAAUGUAUUCACCGCUAUCUCCGCGCGGUCAAGUGGCACGCAGAUAGCCUGGCUAUCAAGAGACUGGAAGAAACCCUCCAAUGGCGCAGAGUAUUUGGCAUCCAUGAAAUGAAAGCCUCCCAUAUUGAACCAGAGCUUGUGACUGGCAAGAUAUUCACUUUGGGCUAUGACACUGAACGGAGACCUGCUCUCUAUAUUCUCUUCAGUCGUAAAAACACAGACGAGACGCAUAGAUAUAUCGAAGCCAUUCUGUGGUUUCUUGAAAGGACACUCGACCUCGCUGGCCCCGGUGUUGAGUCCCUAAUACUCCUGAUUGAUUACGGGGAUAAAGGAAAAACUCCCUCCAUGCACACUUGCAGAACCGUCCUUCAUAUCGUGCAAAACCACUAUCCCGAGCGUCUUGGCGCUUGCCUCGUCCUCAAUGAACCCUUCCUUUUCAACACAUUCUACAGAAUCAUAUCACCCUUCAUAGACCCUGUUGUCCAUGCGAAACUGAGAUUCAAUCCUUCACCUAUCACAGACGGCCUUUUCACUGAAGAACAGCUGCUCGAAGCAAAUUGGGGAGGGAGCAUAGAUUUUGAGUACGAGCAUGGGAAGUAUUUUGGACAUAUGGUGGGGAUGUGUGAGGAGAGGAAGGAGUCUCAAAUGAGGGCUUGGACGGAGCUUGGGGGCAGUGUAGGGAUUAGUGAAUGGGACUUCAAGACGAGUGCUGAGGGAGCGAAAGCUGAGAAAGCAUCAACUGAGGAGCAAGAAGUCGAGAAAACUGGAGAAGCCGGCGUUGUCGCUGAAGCAUCAACGAACUGACAACGAUGAUGGGAUUGCUGCUUCGCUUACCCAUAGAUAUACACGGAUGUGUUUAUUAAACCGUUUGCCUACACUCUUGCGAC
Messenger RNA from Stereum hirsutum FP-91666 SS1, 1396 nucleotides. RefSeq names its product CRAL/TRIO domain-containing protein. The record is from RefSeq and is a predicted model, not a curated record. Lineage: Eukaryota; Fungi; Basidiomycota; Agaricomycetes; Russulales; Stereaceae. Gene Ontology annotation, molecular function: phosphatidylinositol transfer activity. The transcript is spliced from 8 exons. The coding region runs from base 315 to 1313 and encodes 332 amino acids.